CAUGACUGCCAUAUUGAAAUUUUUCUUAAAGUAGAACGUAACUACACGUCGAUAACAUAAUAUAAGGCUGGGUAUAUGUGUGAUUUGCAAUAAAAUCUGCUGCAAUGGGUUUAACUAUUUCAAGUUUGCUGACACGUCUUUUUGGAAAGAAGCAAAUGCGUAUUUUGAUGGUUGGGUUGGAUGCUGCUGGUAAAACAACUAUCCUCUAUAAGCUGAAACUCGGAGAGAUUGUCACAACCAUUCCAACUAUUGGAUUUAAUGUUGAGACGGUUGAAUAUAAAAAUAUUUGUUUUACUGUUUGGGAUGUUGGUGGUCAGGACAAAAUAAGGCCAUUAUGGCGCCACUACUUUCAAAAUACCCAAGGUUUAAUUUUCGUUGUUGACUCAAACGAUCGCGACCGCAUAAACGAAGCAGAAAAAGAACUGCAAAAUAUGUUGCAGGAAGAUGAGUUGCGUGAUGCAGUAUUGCUGGUAUUUGCCAAUAAACAAGAUUUACCAAAUGCUAUGAGCGCCGCUGAAUUAACCGAUAAACUAAGACUUAAUCAGCUUAGAAAUCGGCAUUGGUAUAUUCAAGCAGCGUGCGCUACUCAAGGUAAUGGACUUUACGAAGGGCUUGACUGGUUAUCGGCGGAGUUGGCUAAAAAAUGAUAAAACGGCGUUUAUGAUGCUUUUGUAACAACUAUAUACGUGAUUUCAACUUUUAAGUAUUUAAAGCAGGAAAGUUGUCUUACGAUGUAUUCAUAACUUUUAUAACUUUUAAAUAUACAUAAAUAUUUUAGAUUGUAAACGUAUUCUGUAAUAAAAGUACAUUCACUGCACUUUAAAUUAAAUUAUAAAAAU
Molecule: messenger RNA, 839 nt
Organism: Ceratitis capitata (Mediterranean fruit fly)
Lineage: Eukaryota; Metazoa; Arthropoda; Insecta; Diptera; Tephritidae
Gene: Arf102F
Product: ADP-ribosylation factor 2
Exons: 5
Coding region: 105-647 (180 amino acids)
Biological process (GO): vesicle-mediated transport; intracellular protein transport
Cellular component (GO): cytoplasm; plasma membrane
Molecular function (GO): GTPase activity; GTP binding
Source: RefSeq, a predicted model, not a curated record